UUUUUAAUAUUCAGAAAGCCACUGCCCUGGCUACAACCCUUGCUUUUACUGUCCCUUUCCACUUCCGCUAUUGAUUUUCUCUGGAGCUUUCCUUACUGCACCACCAUUUCUUUUCUCUCAAACCUUUCCCCUCUUCAAAAGACCUCCUUUAAUCGGCUCCUAGGCCACCAUGAGCGCCUGGUUCAGAAAGCUCGAACACUUCUCUCAGUCGCCUUUUGACUGCUAUUCUCCCUCUUCGUCUCUUUCUCUCAGCCAAAACCUUCUUUGCAAGUCCAAGCCAUGCUUCAGUCCAUUCUUUGCUGAAGAGGAGAUGGGUUUAUCCCUGGACCUCUUCAACCCCUUCCCUUCAUCCUCUCUCUCUAUCGAGUUUCUCAAUCCUUCUAUGUAUUCCGGGUUUGAGAGCGUUACGGAUUUGCUCGAGAUCCGGAGAUCGAUCUUUGAUGGUGUCUCUGUGAGAAGGUUUCAGAGGAUCGAUUAUUUGCAGAGCUUGAGCGACCGGAUCUCUGCACUGGAGUUAGGAUUUGGCGAGCUCUGCAACGCGGACCGGAAGUAUGAAUGGACGGCUGAGAUCAAAGGGAGAGGCAGCCCUAGGCAUGAGGAGAUCGAUAGGAAGUACAAAUUGACGGCUGAGAUCAAAGGAAAUGGAAAACCUCGGCAAGAGACUGACCGGAAGUACAAAUGGACGGCUGAGAUCAAAGGGGCGCGUAAGGAAGCAGGGGGUCCUCAUGGCAAGGAGAAGGCGGGCCAUGACAGGAAGUACAAAUGGAUGGCUGAGAUCAAAGGCGGCAGUGGAUCUGCUGAUGCGUCGCACAUCUACACCUUUAAGUCGACCACGAAGCCAUUGGAGAAGAGCGGAGCUAAGCAUGAGAAGCGGGUGGAGAAAUGUGGUGGCGCACGGGUGGUGGCGGUCGAAGAUGGCGGAAGCGAUCAGAAUGCUAUUGCUCUCAGAGAGAAGAUUUUGGCGAGGAGAAGAGAAGCAGCAGCAGCAAAGGCGAAGGCGAAGGGAAAGAGAAAGGAGCUGUCGGCAGUGGAAGCGGCUGUGAUAAUACAGUCUAGUUUUAGGGCACAUCUGGUGCGUCGAUCUCGAUCCCUCCACAGCCUGAGGGCGCUGGCCGUGGCCAAAGCAAAGCUGAAGGAGAUAAGGUCCCUAUUCCUCAACUUCAGCUACCGCCGCCGCCUUGCUUCCGAUCCUGAGGAACGGCAGAGGUUCUCUGAGAAGAUCAUCGUCCUCCUCCUUACUGUGGAUGCCAUUGAGGGGUGGGAUCCCAUGGUUAGGGAGGCAAGGAGAUCGAUGGUUGAGGAGCUAGAGGCAAUGCUGGAUGUGGUGGACCCUCAGCCACAGGCUUUGGGCAAGCUCAGGCGCAGGAAGUUCGAUCUUCCAGCAUGCGGACCCAUCCAAAAGGAGAUGGCUCUGGGCAUCGCCGAGGUCGUUGAGAUGCUCGACUCCGACCCCGCCGCCGUCCAUGAUAUUACCCUGUGAGGGUUGUAUGGCUGCUAACUCGGCUGGUAGGUCCCUGAUGUUAACCUGUGAGAGUAGUAUCAGUGUUAGCUGCUGUUUUGCUUCAUCCCUUUCUCUUUCUGAUCUCUUUGUGUUAUGUUGUUUGUUUUAGAACUUGUGUCCCCUCAUCUUUUGCCCAUUUACAAACACUGCUCUUAUAUGGGAAUUAAGAAGUUUGAGUGUGGUAUUUGACGAGACUGAAGUGGUUUUUUAUUUCA
Messenger RNA from Amborella trichopoda, 1716 nucleotides. RefSeq lists its product as uncharacterized. Lineage: Eukaryota; Viridiplantae; Streptophyta; Magnoliopsida; Amborellales; Amborellaceae. Gene Ontology annotation, biological process: protein folding. The record is from RefSeq and is a predicted model, not a curated record. Gene Ontology annotation, molecular function: protein-folding chaperone binding. Gene Ontology annotation, cellular component: plasmodesma.